This is a messenger RNA of Penicillium egyptiacum, 648 nucleotides long. The record is from the annotation of a GenBank genome assembly. Lineage: Eukaryota; Fungi; Ascomycota; Eurotiomycetes; Eurotiales; Aspergillaceae.
AUGCCUAACGAGAACCCUGCCUGUGCUGACUGUAAGGCCAAGAAGAAGCGGUGCAUUCACCGGAACCAACCUGUGAAGCUCGCCGAGGCUGAAGCCAUCCCAGCCAGCAUGUCUUCCCCAUCCGCUCCGGCUCCUGCUGCGGUCCCCACCCCAGCUCCCACUCCCACCCCUGUUGACGCCCCCGGUGCUGCCACCAGAGGACGCCGCAAGGCCGCUGAGGCGAAGACGAAGGAGAUGAGUCCCGCUCCCGCCGACUCCAGCGACGAUCUUUCUUCCGUGCCCUCUGAGGCCGAGCAGAAGCCGGUGGUCAAGAAACCCACCAAGCGUACUCGCCGUGCCAAGCCCACCGCCGCCGCCGAGUCCCAGAAUGGGGCCCCUAACUUGCCCGCCGAUAACAUUAAGGCCGCUUCUACCAUGUCCGUCCACCAAGUCUUCGCCCGCAAGCUUCACCGCAACCUCCAGGAACUCCAGGAGCUCAUGCGGACUUUCGAUGAAGCUGGCCGCGAUGUCAUUCACGGCAACCUCCAAGAACUCAAGGGGCGCAUGCAGACCUUCGAUGAAGCUGGCCGCGAUGUCAUGGCCUCUGGCCAGACUAUCCAGAACACUGUUGAGGGCUGGAUCCAGACCUGGGCCAUCUCUGGUCGUUAA